AAUUUGAAUAAAGCCAACACCUUAAGAACCAUUUUCAGGUACAGCAUACUGAAUGACUGCUGCUCAGUGUAUAACAGAUAUCAACCUUAACGGCGCAACAUGCAGUUCCACAACUGGUUGCUGCUCCCAAGUUCCACCUGUUUCACAGUAAAGAAGAGGACUGGUUGGAAUAUCACACCCAGCUACAAGUACACUUCACAGCAUUCAACACUAAAGGAAUGGUGUGCAUUCCUUUCUUUUUGUCAACAGUAGGAGUGGACGUAUACAGACUGUGUCUCAAGUUGUUCUCCCACUCUCAUCCAGAAGAUAUUGCAUAUCAGGAACUCAUUCACAAAAUUGACAAAUAUUAUGAAGCACAAAUUCAUGGUGCUGCAGUGGGAUUUAAAUUUUUCCUUCUUAAGAAGCACCCUGAACAUUCAUGGAAACAGUGGACUGCUGAACUUAAACGGCUGGUGACUUGUAGGUUCAAGUGUUCUUGUGGACUCAGUUACAGUGAUGUUGUGUUACAUGAUGCAUUCACACAAAAUGUGUCAAUCACAAGCAUCUGUAGUGCUAUCCUAAAGUUACCAGAUCUGGGUCUCAAAACAGUUUUAUCAACUUUAGAGUCUCAAAGUAUUAUGGGCACAUCUAAAGUUGAUUUUGAGGCUCCAUUUAUUUCUCUUGUUCAUAGUGCACAAGGCACUCAGUGUCCAACCCAUGGUAAUGUUAAGGUGAAUAAAAGUAGGGCUCAGACUAAUAGUAAAAGUAAAGGAAAGACUUUUUGGUCAUGUGGUACACAAGGUGUACUUCUGAUUAAGAUGAGGAAGUCUAUUCGUCAGUGUUUUGCAAAUAAUGGUAGAAAAGUGUGUCCUUGGGACAAUGCAAAAUGUAUCACGUGUGCUAAGUAAGGUCUAUCCAGCCGCCAGGGCAGGCACCGGUCUCAUGCUCAGCUACAGUGUUGCUAUCAGGAAGUGAACAUUAUUUCAGCACUGCCAUUAAUUCUGGUGCCAACAUCGGCUCACUUUUCCACUUCAUGGAAACCUUCUGCUGUUGUCCACAAACAGAAGAACAAACUUCUUGCUCAAUUAAGAGUGGCUCAAAAAGCAAUUAAAUUUCAAUUA
Schistocerca nitens (vagrant locust) is the source of this 1100-nucleotide messenger RNA. RefSeq lists its product as uncharacterized. The coding region runs from base 219 to 887 and encodes 222 amino acids. Lineage: Eukaryota; Metazoa; Arthropoda; Insecta; Orthoptera; Acrididae. The transcript is spliced from 2 exons. The record is from RefSeq and is a predicted model, not a curated record.